AUGCCGCGUGUCCGCACCCUCUUUCUGCUCCUCACCGUCUCCGCCGCGCUCCUGACCACGUAUGGCCUCGUGCACUUCCUCGCCGCGUUUCGCACGUGGCCAACAGAGGUGCGCGUGCCGCUCCGACGCGCCCUCAAGGCGCAGAAUGCCGCAGAGUGGCGCAGGGCUGAGGAGGCGUUCAGAAGUGCUCUCUCCGUCGCCUCCUCGCUUCCAUCCUCGACGCUCGGCGUCGAUGCGCCUCUCAAGUUGUCCGGCAUUUCCAUUGCCCUCGGCUCUCUUCUCGAGGCGCAACUGCGUCCAUUGGAUGCCUACGUCGUCUAUGCCUCUGCGCUCGAGACACUGCAGCAAGGCAUCUCUGCCUCGCCCGUCUCGCCGCCGCCACAGUGGCGCAUGCGCGCCGUGGCGCUCUCGCAGCGCCUCGGCGAUCUGGCACAGCUGGCAGAGGCAGAGAUGCGGCAGAAGCUCAUCUCGUGUGGAGUGUCGAGGAACUGCUGCGCCUAG
Molecule: messenger RNA, 501 nt
Organism: Tilletiopsis washingtonensis
Lineage: Eukaryota; Fungi; Basidiomycota; Exobasidiomycetes; Entylomatales
Exons: 3
Coding region: 1-501 (166 amino acids)
Source: RefSeq, a predicted model, not a curated record